Messenger RNA from Centropristis striata (black sea bass), 5478 nucleotides. RefSeq names its product DENN/MADD domain containing 6Aa (gene dennd6a). Gene Ontology annotation, cellular component: recycling endosome. The coding region runs from base 203 to 2029 and encodes 608 amino acids. The transcript is spliced from 19 exons. Gene Ontology annotation, molecular function: guanyl-nucleotide exchange factor activity. The record is from RefSeq and is a predicted model, not a curated record. Lineage: Eukaryota; Metazoa; Chordata; Actinopteri; Perciformes; Serranidae.
AUGACGUCAUCACAUGUCAUCAUCACGUUGCCUCAUACGUAGGCUCCUGCUCCAUUGCUAAUGCUAGCUAGCUAGCUACUUUCUGUGCUGGCUUGUGUUGUUGCCACCUGAAGGGACUCUAACUUGGACUACCAGGGAACUGAUUAUCUAAUAAAACCCGCCAUCUUCCCCCGGAGCGGCUAGUCCGUGUCGGGCCGUCUUCAUGGCUCUGCAAGGCCCGGAGGAGCUCGGGGAGCAGGUGGAGGAGCCGGAGGACCUGGACGAGCAGGACGCCAGCAGCAUCUCCCCGGCCGAGGAGAUCACCCUGCCCCCCGGGCCCGGCGGGGACCAGGACCCGGAGGACCCGGACCCGCCGCUGCUGCUGCCCUGGGACCGGUUCUCCGCCUGGCUGCACUGCAUCUGCGUGGUGGGCUUCGACCUGGAGCUGGGCCAGGCCGUGGAGGUUAUUUAUCCGCAUCAUUCCAAACUGUCAGAGAAAGAGAAAACCAGCAUCUGCUACCUUUCCUUCCCCGACUCCAAUUCAGGUUGCCUUGGCGACACACAGUUCUGCUUCCGCUUUCGUCAGGGAACCAACAGGAAGUCUUCGCUCGGCUGCUUCCUGGAAAACACCGACCGGGACGCCCCGCCCUGUCUGAAGAGGGAACAGGGCCAUUACUAUGGUUACGUGUACUUCCGUCAGGUGCGAGACAAGUCCCUGAAGAGAGGAUACUUCCAGAAGUCUCUGGUUCUGAUCAGUAAGCUGCCCUACGUGACGUUCUUCCACUCGCUGCUGAAGAUUCUGGCUCCAGAAUACUUUGAGAAGCAGGAACCGUGUCUGGAGGCCGCUUGUAACGACAUCGACCGCUGGCCCACGCCCCACCCAGGACGCAUCCUCACACUGCCUAUUAUGGGCGUGGUCAUCAAGGUUCGAAUCCCGACUUGUUACGACAAACCAGGAACGUCCCAGCUGGUCCAGUCCGCCCAGAGUGACAGUCAGGUGUCCAUCGUGCUGCCGACCAUCCAUGAAGUCGACCUGUUCAGGUGUUUCUACCCGGUCUUCUUCCACAUCCAGAUGUUGUGGGAGUUGGUGUUGCUAGGCGAGGCCCUGGUCGUCAUGGCGCCGUCGCCAGCAGAGUCGUCGGACACCGUGCUGGCGCUGGUCAGCUGUAUCUCCCCUCUGCGUUACUGCAGUGACUUCCGGCCGUACUUCACGAUCCACGACAGCGAGUUUAAGGAGUACACGACCCGGACGCAGGCUCCGCCGUCAGUCAUUCUGGGAGUGACCAAUCCCUUCUUUGCUAAAACGCUGCAGCACUGGCCGCACAUCAUCCGCAUCGGAGACAUGAAGCAAGCAGGGGAGAUGGCAAAACAGAUGAAAGUCAAGAAACUGAAGAACCUCAAAACUCUGGACUCUAAACCUGGUGUGUACACUGCAUAUAAGCCGUAUCUCAACAAAGACGAAGAAAUCAUCAAACAGCUUCAGAAGGGAGUCCAACAGAAGAGACCGUCUGCGGCCCAGAAUGCAAUUCUCAGACGCUACUUCUUAGAACUGACGCAGAGCUUCAUCAUUCCUCUGGAGCGGUACGUGGCCAGCCUGAUGCCGCUCCAGAAGUCCAUCAGUCCGUGGAAGAGUCCUCCUCAGCUGCGUCCGUUCAUCCAGCAGGACUUCAUGAAGACGCUGGAGAAAGCAGGACCUCAACUCACAUCCAGACUGAAAGGAGACUGGAUAGGACUCUACAGGAAUUUCCUCAAAUCUCCGAACUUUGACGGCUGGUUCCGCAGCAGGAGGAGAGAGAUGACCCAGAAACUGGAGGCGCUGCACCUGGAGGCGCUGUGUGAGGAGGAUCUGCAGCAGAGAGUCCAGAAGCACUCUGAGGUGGAGACGGUUGAUCUGGUUCUGAAGCUCAAAGAUAAACUGCUUCAGGCGGAGAGGGAGCAGCUCCCGGUGCGUCCGGGCACCGUCACCAAGCUGAGGGCCCACAUUGACGCCGUGAUCCUGGCCUUACCCGAGGACCUGCAGGGCAUCCUCCACAAGCCCUCCACGCCCUGACCUUUGACCCCUGCGCUCUGCUACUCUAACCCCAGGCUGAGCUUGUUCUAGAGUUUGGGGGGUCGUGGCUGUCCUCUCCAGCUGGAGUGAACCGGUUUACUCCGACGGCUCCAGGUCGAGGACAACAUGGAAAGCACACAGCACAUUUUUGUUUCCCCAAAAUAUACAUCCAAGUAUUUUGUUUAGUUCUCUCGUGAACUGCUGCUGUGGCAGCUCAGUGGCGUUCAGACUAAAGCUGUCGUGGUUCAGACGACCAGCCGGAGCACGCCGCGGCGCCCCCCGGAGGAGUUUUCAGGAACAGCAUUUAAAUGUUGAGGAGGUUUUUCAUCACAGAGACAUUAUCAGGUAACGACGGCUCGGUGCCAGAGCUUCACCUGUCUGAGCGCUCUGAGGCCGCGUGGAGGAUUUGUCGACACCUUGAAGGUAAGAAUACGAAAAAACGAACCCAGCUGACCUUUUUUUUUUUUUUUACCUCUCGACAUUUUAAAUUUUUACUUUUUUAACUUGACGAUUGACUGCUGCAGUCCGGCGGAACUGACUUUGGAGUUUUUCCAUUUAUUUAAAAAAAAAAAAAGUUUUUAAAAGAAGUGCACUUCAUCACUAACUGGACCAGUGUGCCCUUCACACACACACACACACACACACACACACACACACACACACACACACACACACACACACACACACACACGCUUUUAUGCAAACAAACUGAGCCGAGCAGUGCUUUAUAAUUAAAUGUUACUACAAUAUUGUUGAUUAAAACACACACACAUGCAGAGCAUUAAGCACCAGCGACCCUGUAUUAACUGCAGUAAAACAACUGUUGUCUCUGGUGCUCAGGAGCCAAUCACGUCCCUGUAUUCAUGUCACAUGAUCUUUGUGUAGCCAAUCCUGACAGUCUGAGAGAAUAUUUGAAAAAGGCCCCUGAAAUGUUCAGAAGUCUUGGUCUGGUGUGGGUUGUCAUUUUAUUUGUACUUUUCUGAAGACUGAAUCCAAAAUCAUGAGACUCUAUUGUUGUGUGACAUUGUUUUCAUUUCAUCGACUGAUUCUCUAACGAGGGUCGAAGGAAGUCUUUGACCCACCGGACUGAAACUACGGAGAGCAAUGUCCGCCACAAAUGGAAAAAAAAAAGUCAAAAUUAAUUUUAAAUUUUGAAUUAUGAGACACCAAGGCAAUUUAACUUUAAAUGAUGAGAUUAUACAUUUAAAACUUCAAGAAUAAGUCUGAAAUUGAGCUUCUGAAAUAAAAACAUUGAGGUCGAAAAAUAAAAAAGCCAACACUUUGACUUUAAAUCAUUAAAUUUAUGUCAAGUAAUAAUUGUGACCAAGUCAAAAUAAUGACAUAAUUAGGAAGGAUAAGCAAGUAAAACAUUAUCUGUUUCAGGCCACUGACUGUAUGAGAAUAAUGGAAGUAGUCGCUGAGGCACCAGCCUGUUUUCAAGCCUUGAAGUCGCCAUUUUCGCGACCGCCAACUUGUUUAUUGACCGUCACAAUGUUGUUUUUUCCCAACCAGUACAUGGGCAGAAUGGAUCCAGAGUCGGGAUGAUGCUCCAUCAGCUAGCAAAGGGGUCGGCAACCUUUACUAACAAAAGAGCCAUUGUUGGCCAAAAAAAGAGGGAAAAAAUGCGAAAUCGAGCCACAAUUUUGUUUUGUGAGCCUUACAAUGAAGAUUAAUCAGCUUUAAUUGAAGCCAAAUUAGCUACCAACAUUACUAAUAGGCCACAAUGAGCAGUUCUUUAUGUUUUUUUUUAUAUGAGACUCCUGAGAAAUAUCUCCUGGCGAGCGAAACUCAAAACUAGACUUGAAUUUGGCUAAAUGUAGAGGUUAGUUUUCGUUGACUAAAAUGUUAAAAAAAAAUGUUUUACUGCUGUUUAUAAACCACACAUUUUUACAAUUGAAGAAUACACAUUGAUUUGGGCCUGCACCAAUGAUAAAUUAAAAUUGAAAUGUCAAAUCAAAUCAAACUUUAUUUAUAUAGCGCUUUUCAUACAUAUAAAUGCAAAACAAAGUGCUUUACAAAAAAUAAGAAUAAAAACAGGGGCAGACCGAACACACCCCCCAAGACAAAAGGACAGGAUAAAAACUAAAAGACAAAAGGACAGGAUAAAAACUAAAAGACAAAAGGACAGGAUAAAAACUAAAAGAUAAAAGGACAGGAUAAAAACUAAAAGACAAAUAGACAACAGGACAGGAUAAAAACUAAAAGACAAAAGGACAGGAUAAAAACUAAAAGACAAAUAGACAACAGGACAGGAUAAAAACUAAAAGACAAAAGGACAGGAUAAAAACUAAAAGACAAAAGGACAGGAUAAAAACUAAAAGACAAAUAGACAACAGGACAGGAUAAAAACUAAAAGACAAAAGGACAGGAUAAAAACUAAAAGAAGAAAAGACAACAGGACAGGAUAAAAACUAAAAGACAACGGGAAAGAAAAUAUAAACAAUGUGAUGAACAACUGAAUAGGUGAAUAGAUGGCUAGAUAGGAGAAUAAAUAAAUAAAUAGUCUCUGAGUCCUGAUGUCCUCUGGCAGGCUGUUCCAUCAACGAUACGGUAGCCCCGCCCUAAAGCUUACCCCGAUUUAUCUUCUAUUCUAAUCUAAAUGAGACCAAAGAAAUAAACAAAUGGACAUUGUACCGUACUUAAUAAAAAUUAUGAUGAGAAUCUUUACUGAGAUAAUAAAUCUAUUGAGAAUUUCUGUCAUAUUUCAAUGGACUUAAAUUCAGCCGGUGGAGUCGCCCCCUGCUGGUCAUUAGAUAGAAUGCAGGUUUAAGGUGCUUCCUCAUUGGCUCCACUGAAUCUGUCCAACCAACUAAUUCCUCUGUAUUUGUACUUGGGAAUCGUUUAAACCGGAGGUGGAAGGGACCUAAAAUUGAUAUGGGUUGACUGAAAUUUGCAAUAUUUAUUAUUUAUUUGAAAACAACGUACAGGACGGACUCUGAACUGAGCUUCAGAUCGAUGUUUUUGUUCAGAAGAUAACUAAGAUAACUAAGACUUUGACUUAGAAUCUGAUACUGCAUUAAAUCAUUCCGACUUUACAUGAAUGUUUUUUCUUAUUUCCAAUAUGUUUCAUUUGUUUUUUUUCCAUUUCCUGUCGGAGAUGUGUCUCCAUAGUGAAACUGGACAGCAGUGACAAAAAAAUACACCUGAGAAAUACUGAUUUGUUGGACGGAAGGUUAAACUUUUCAACAGUUUAACAAAAAUGACUUUUAAUCCAAAAUACAAGUACGAACCUGAAAAUGAGCAUAAUAUUUUCCGUUUAACUUAGUAUCUCCUAAAAUCAUCAUUUGGACUUGUGUCAUAAUUUUAACUAAAAUAACAAUCAUUUUGCGUUGCUAUUGACAUAUCUUACAAUUUGAACUAAGGACACUACAUUAAAACAAUGACUUAAUUUUGUCUCUUUAAAGUCGUAAUUUAGAUUUAUGUCAUAUGGACUAUAUAAAAAUUCAGAU